GAAAGUAAUGGCUUAGUCAAAAAAAAAAGUCUUCCUUGAAAAAGUCAACUGUGCGUCACCCUGAAACGUUGUUUGUUAUUGUUUGAUUUGAUUUGAAAAGAAACAAAACAAAAUCUCAAUAGUUAUAAUUUACACAAGAUGCUUUUUACAACAUCCCUAAUCCACAUCACAUUGUUAUAGAACCAUGGAUCCCCAACUUUGGCUCAAAGAUCGCGUGUUAUUUCUGGGCGAAGGAAACUUUUCUUUCAGUUUAGACUUACUAACAAAUUUACUCACAAAUGCAUCAUCGCCAUCCAACAACGUUGAUUCAAUCACCUGUACAGCCUUCGAACCGGAUUUCGUGUCCGAAGAGGCCAAAAACAAUGCUCAAUCCUUGAUCGCCAUGGGCGUGAACGUCCGUUUAGGGAUCGAUGGAACGCGAUUAUCUGAAGCCUUUCCUGAGCAACUUUUCGAUCGAAUCGUGUUCAUGUUUCCUCACGUAGGUGGGAAAAUGCGGAUUGAGCGCAAUCGCCAAUUGCUCCAGGAUCUGGGAUUGAGUUUCUCCUAUGUCACCCAUUCCGAAAGUCAAGUGUUCCUGGCUCUGACUGAUGGUCAGGGUGGAACCUUGAUAGACGAAAAGCCAAGGACUGAAGGCAACUCUUGGCAAGUGAUCAAAAUGAUGAGCCAUGCAGGGUUUCAAUUGGUUAAGUGCUUUAAAUGUGAUAUUGAUCAAUGGUGUCCGAACUAUCGAGCCUUUGGGUAUCGUAGUUUGAACAAAGGAUUUGCUACAAUCAGACCUACUAUGCAUGUGUUCCAAACCAAUGGAAUGAACGGAUUGAUAUCAUUGUCUACUCACAAUCCUAACUUGACAAUUGAACUGAUGCAAUUGAUCCUACAAGAUGAACGCGCUAAAAUUCGACUGGCAUUUGAGUCAACCUUGCCGAUAGUCCAUUCGGAUAUCAUUGUGAAAGUGGAAGAGACUGCAGGAUCCCGGGUUGAAACAGAUAUAAAGGAUAGAUACGUUCUCCUUGGCCAAUGUUUAUUUUCUGAAACUCACUCAUUUGGCGAAAAUCCGGUUGUCUUCAGUCUCAGAUCACCCUCAGGGAUUACUCGGCCUCUUAGUUGGGAAGGGUCCACUUCAGAUUGGAGAGAGUUAUGGACUGUGAUACCGUCUCUGUGGCCGCCUAUUUACCAACAUGAUCUCAGUUUCUGGCUUUUAGAUCCAAAAGUAACUCUGGCUGAUGUGCGAUUGGUGUUGUGGCGAGUGGGUGGAUUGUUUAUUGUUGAAAUGGAGUGCGUGGACACAAGUUAUAGAUGUAAAGAAGAGGGAACCUCCAGUAUGACUUUAAGGAUCACUUACCAAUCUUUUUCGGUGGUUUUGAGCCCUAAGGAAGUGUGGGAGUUGCAUUUGAAUGUCAUUGGAGCUUCCCUGACAAAGGAGUGUGGUGUUAAGCUCCGAUAAAAUGUGCAAUGUGCAAUAAAAAUGCCAUGUUCCUUAAU
Molecule: messenger RNA, 1479 nt
Organism: Tigriopus californicus
Lineage: Eukaryota; Metazoa; Arthropoda; Copepoda; Harpacticoida; Harpacticidae
Exons: 1
Coding region: 185-1441 (418 amino acids)
Biological process (GO): rRNA base methylation
Cellular component (GO): cytoplasm
Molecular function (GO): rRNA (uridine-N3-)-methyltransferase activity
Source: RefSeq, a predicted model, not a curated record